GCAAGUCAAUUGAUCUGUAAAUGGGAUGAUCCUCAACUAUUCCCUAGAUCAUACUUUGCUCGAGCCCUUUUGGAACCACCAUUCGACCCCUUGAAUAGCCCCUAUGCGCGAAGUGUAUUUGCCUCUUACGCGAGUGCCUGUGUCAUACUUGCCACACAAUUUUGGGCGCUAUUGCAUCCCGCGCCCCAGACAGCAUGCUUGCGUCCACUGCUAUCGUUGAUUUUGGUACGUACCAUCUUUUUAGAGAUGAUUAACUCUGAGCCACUUCUAGAUCGUGCCGUCGAACUCUUUCAGCAUGCUCGCGCAGGAAAGCGCAUAGCACGAGGAUUGGUGAGAUCAAAAUCACUGUUGGAAAAGGCCCAUAAGGCAAUAAACUCCUUUAGGAGUGGCACAUGGACUAGGCCUACUGCCACAGAUUCAGAGCUUUAUAAGAGCUUUGGAUCAUCUGGAAUUAUUGUUGUACCUAAGUCCAGCCCCGAAUCCACCCCAGACACAAACUCAGACGCAACCUCAGCCACCAAUUCUUUCUCUGAGAAUUCCUUAGCUUCUGUCCUCGGCACGGAAAAUAAGCAGUCAUCCGGUUACCCGGAAACAACAGUUCUUCCAGGACUUGGAACGACAACCAGUGAUGGUUUUCUACAAAGCAUCUUCGGUAAUAGUUGGGUUCUGGGAUCUUCACUGGAUAAGGCACUCGAACCUCCUGAUAGCAUAUUAUCUCGACAUUCUCCUUCCUUAACUUCUCCGGAGAGCCAAAUUACACCAUAUCCGAUGAGCGGAUCCCAACCAGAGACGCAAGGCCAGAAUAUAAAAUCAACCGGGCCGGCAAUCCUUAGAACAGUUGACGAAGUACAAGGCAUCUCACAAGUUCCAAUUGCCAAUACCAGUUCCUCUACACUCUCUUUUAAUGAUCCACAGGCUAGCAUCUUAUGGGAAGCAUUCUUGCGUGAAAAGCACAACUUGGACCUUACCAUCUCUGGCCAACCUCUCACCCAACAAAAUUAUGAACAAAAUAUGGCCGAGAACGUGAAUCAUAAACAAUCUGAACAUUCCAGAGCGAAGAACUGUGCAGAAUACUAUAGAUACCUUGCUCAAACUGUAUCAAGCGAGGAAGAGCUUCCAUAUGUCCCGACGGCGCGCUUCUUCCCAAAGGUCAACGGUUCGAGCUCCACUAUGGCUACUUUUGGAGGUCUUUCUGAUAAGAUCUUUUUGUAUAAAUUAAGGCUCAUACUCUCUAAUACUGAGCAGCUUCAUGUUCGAAUCGACGAAUUGACCGAGAGAAUCAGAGAAUUGGAGGAGGCCUUGGCGAAUUUACAGUCUCUCCAUUCAGAUGAACCUCAUCCUCUACUCAAAGAGUCGACAGAACCACUCACAACCGCAUUUGGUUCGCUGAGACUCCAUGAUGAUCUCAUGUCCAACGAUGGACCAGCCAUAGAUCCUGUGCCGCAAGUGUAUCCCUCAUCGGAUCUUUCCCAGUCUGUUAAUCCUCUCGAAGACGCUGGAGGGCUUGACUUUGUCAACGCCUCCUUUCCCCAUUCCAGACAUGAAAU
This is a messenger RNA of Acaulospora colombiana, 1547 nucleotides long. Lineage: Eukaryota; Fungi; Glomeromycota; Glomeromycetes; Diversisporales; Acaulosporaceae. The record is from the annotation of a GenBank genome assembly.